GGCUGCUGUAGAACGCGUCGCUCAGUUGUCACCACCGCUGAACAGAAGUAGAUACACGCAGAGAAAGAAAGAGAGGGGGAGAGGUAGACGGAGAGGGGGAGAAUAGGACUCGAUCAUGACGUCGAGUGGUUUAUGGUGCUUCUGCUGCGCUUGCAUCGGUCAAGCAAGUGUUGGUAUCGUGGAAGAGUGGGGGCGGUUUCAGCGGCUUGCCGGCCCGGGCUUCCUUUUCUUAAACCCAAUUGCCGGAGAAUGCCUUGCCGGCAUCCUAUCCACCCGUGUCUUCUCCUUCGAAGUCCGCAUCGAGACCAAGACCAAGGACAAUGUUUUUGUGCAAUUGCUUUGCUCUGUCCAGUAUCGAGUUAUUAAGGAAAGCGCUGAUGAUGCAUUCUAUGAGUUGCAGAAUCCCCAGGAACAGAUUCAAGCUUAUGUUUUUGAUGUUGUUCGUGCCCAUGUCCCAAGGAUGACCCUUGAUGAACUCUUCGAACAAAAGGGCGAAGUGGCAAAAGCUGUACUGGAAGAACUUGAAAAGGUAAUGGGAGCAUAUGGAUAUAAUAUUGAGCAGAUUCUCAUGGUUGACAUUAUACCCGAUUCUUUUGUGCGAAAAGCUAUGAAUGAGAUAAAUGCAGCUCAGAGGCUUCAACUUGCUAGCGUCUACAAAGGUGAGGCUGAGAAAAUCCUCCUUGUGAAGAAAGCCGAAGCAGAGGCAGAGGCCAAAUAUCUUGGUGGUGUCGGGAUUGCGAAGCAGCGGCAAGCAAUAACAGAAGGUUUGAGAGAGAGCAUCCUCAACAUCUCGAACGGCGUCUCCGGCGCGUCGGCAAAGGAAGUGAUGGACCUCAUUAUGGUGACCCAAUACUUCGAUACGAUUAAGGAACUCGGGAAUUCGUCGAAGAAUACAACUGUCUUUUUGCCUCACGGCCCCGGCCAUGUGAAAGAUAUAAGCGACCAGAUACGUAACGGAAUGAUGGAAGCUUCCUGCAGCAAUGUCGGUCAGUAAUUAGG
Messenger RNA from Phalaenopsis equestris, 999 nucleotides. Its product is annotated as hypersensitive-induced response protein 4. Lineage: Eukaryota; Viridiplantae; Streptophyta; Magnoliopsida; Asparagales; Orchidaceae. The transcript is spliced from 5 exons. The record is from RefSeq and is a predicted model, not a curated record. The coding region runs from base 116 to 994 and encodes 292 amino acids.